GCAGGCAGGCGGGCAGGGCAGGAGGCGGUGUCUCCGUCGCCAUGGAAGAUGAUGCGCCCGUGAUUUACGGGCUGGAGUUCCAGGCACGAGCUUUAACACCCCAGACUGCUGAAACAGAUGCAAUACGGUUCCUGGUUGGAACACAGUCUCUUAAAUAUGAUAAUCAGAUACACAUCAUUGACUUUGACGAUGAAAAUAAUAUUAUAAACAAAAAUGUUCUUCUGCAUCAAGUUGGUGAAAUUUGGCACAUAAGUGCCAGUCCAGCUGAUAAAGGUGUCCUGGCAACUUGCUAUAAUAAAACUUCAGACAGUAAAGUCAUGACAUGUGCGGCUGUUUGGAGGAUGCCGAAGGAAUUGGAAUCAGGCAGUCAUGAAUCCCCUGAUGAUUCAUCAAGCAACGCUCAAACCCUGGAGCUACUCUGUCACCUUGACAACACAGCCUAUGGCAAUAUGGCCGGUGUCACUUGGGAGCCAAUGGGAGAUGGGAAAAAGUUGCUUUCCGUGUCUGAUAACCACUUGCUUCUGUGGGAUUUGCAAGAAAGUUCAAGCAAGGCUGUGCUGUCAAAUUCAGCUUCAUUGGAAGGAAGAGGACAGUUAAAGUUUACCUCUGGACGAUGGAGUCCCCACCAUAAUUGUACUCAGGUUGCCACAGCAAAUGACACCGCGAUUCGCGGAUGGGAUAUACGAACGAUGAACCAAAUAUAUUGUAUAGAAAAUGCCCAUGGGCAGCUGGUGCGGGACCUGGAUUUUAAUCCCAACAAACAAUACUACCUGGCUAGUUGUGGUGAUGACUGCAAGGUGAAAUUCUGGGACACAAGAAACGUCAAUGAUCCAGUAAAGACGCUAGAGGAGCAUUCUCACUGGGUUUGGAAUGUCCGUUACAACCAUUCCCAUGACCAAUUAGUGCUUACUGCCAGCAGUGACAGCCGGGUCAUUCUGUCCAACAUGGUAUCCAUUUCUUCUGAGCCCUUUGGCCACCUGGUAGAUGAUGACGAGCUCAGUGACCAGGAAGACCAUCAUCAAGAAGACAAGAUUUUUGUGUAUGCACCAUACAGGAUUAAAGAGCCACUUCAAGACAGCAUAAUAGCAACCUACGAGGAACAUGAAGAUAGUGUCUAUGCAGUGGAAUGGUCUUCAGCCGACCCGUGGCUAUUUGCCUCGUUAAGUUAUGAUGGACGGCUUGUUAUUAACAGAGUUCCCAGAGCUCUUAAAUACCACAUACUGUUAUAAAUCUGUUCCCAUUUUCUUGAGCUUCUUCCUCUCAAUAAUGGAUGAUAAUUGGAAAUACUCUUCUUUCUCAAGUAAGUGUCAUAAAUGGAAUAUCAGCCCCUUUUCCUCUCUAGUGUAAAUAUUUGAAAAUUAAAUAACUGGAAUGAAGAUCA
Molecule: messenger RNA, 1381 nt
Organism: Pogona vitticeps (central bearded dragon)
Lineage: Eukaryota; Metazoa; Chordata; Lepidosauria; Squamata; Agamidae
Gene: EIPR1
Product: EARP complex and GARP complex interacting protein 1
Biological process (GO): protein ubiquitination
Molecular function (GO): protein binding
Source: RefSeq, a predicted model, not a curated record